This is a messenger RNA of Pleuronectes platessa (European plaice), 4642 nucleotides long. RefSeq names its product family with sequence similarity 222 member Ba (gene fam222ba). The transcript is spliced from 3 exons. Bases 837 to 2654 code for a protein of 605 amino acids. The record is from RefSeq and is a predicted model, not a curated record. NCBI's taxonomy places the organism in Eukaryota, Metazoa, Chordata, Actinopteri, Pleuronectiformes, Pleuronectidae.
UUCCUUUAUAAUUUGUCUCAUCUAAUAUCGUUUUACCCGUGUCCUUUUAAUGAGCUUAUUUUUAGUUCACAAUUCUUGCUUUUUCACAUGUAUUACCGCCGCUGGAUAUUUUAAUAGAUCAUUUCCUAUACAGUCAGCCUGAUGCUAUUCCCAAAUUUCGAACAAAUGCAGAUCAUAGCUGACGAAGUAAACAUGGAACAAAAGCUGCUGCAGUCAGCUGGUCUAAUUUCCUAAAUAGCUUCUAUCAAUCCCCUUCCUUCUUCUCUUUUUUUGCACAAAUUCAGAUGGCUAUUUCUCUCCUUCACCACAAUGAACAUAAAUAUAGGUCGUCUUUUAUGGGAGCAAUUUGACACAUGACACAAGCCAUGUGCAUCACUUCCUCUAGUCUUGCUUUGUCCGCCCGCCUUUAUUUGUCUAUAAUGAAAGCCCACACAGUUAUUCGCACACUUUUAUUGCGGCUCUAUCGGUAGCUGGUGGAGACUUGCCGAGUCACGGGGGCCCCCUAAUACUCUGAGAACCCCGUGGUGUCUGUCUGCAUGGGGCUGAUAGUGUGAGACGCCUGGCUAAACUCCACCAGGCCAAUCCCUGCUUCACAAGCCUGCCCAGCUGGCUCGGCUGGUCUGCCACAGACUCAACUUUGUUUCCACUCAGGACAGGAGGGGCUGUGUCUCCAUAACACAAAGGCUACUAAGCCACUGGGGGUAGACACCUACAUGGAAAGAUGGAUGGAUGGAUGGGGGGUCAAGCCCAUGUCCAGACCAGGCUAAACCCCCUGCCUGGUGGUCAGAGGUGUGAGGAGAAGUGUAUGUCCCAUGUUGCAUUAGUGUCCGUGUGAAAUGCUGGCCUGUCUGCCGGUGCCAGGUGAUCUCCCCCUCCAGCUUCUCCCCCACACGCAGAUGAACACUGGACUUCAGAAAUGGGACACCACACAAAGGAUGAGAUCCACUCCGUUUCCAACCCCUGCAGAAUUGGAUGCAUAUGCUAAGAAGGUUGCCAACCACCCCCUCACCAUCAAAAUAUUCCCUAACAGCGUCAAGGUCCCCCAGCGAAACCACGUGCGGCGCACAGUGAACGGGCUGGAUACGUCAGGCCAGCGCUACAGCCCUUACCCUUCGUCUCAGGUCAUUGCAAAAACAGGCCUCCUUGCAAUCAUCAAGGGGCCUACAGUCAAAGGCGUCCUAAAAGAUUUUGACGGCAGCCGGGCACGCUUACACCCUGAAGUCAUCAUGAACCAUCCCACUGGUCCCUACCAAGUGGCUUCGACCAGCACUUUAAAUCACCACCCACCUCUGCCGAACCUUCACCUGACUCAGCAUAACUUAACCCUUCAACAACAGGACCCACCUCAGGCUUUACAGAUGCCCCUUCCUCAGCACCAGGGUCACACCCAGAGCCUCAGACACCCUCCCCAUAUGGCCCAGCACCCUCAGGGCCCACCUAGACUUCAGACUAUGUCUCAGCAUCCAGCUCUUGGCCAUCCACAGGGGCCCCCUACUGUCAUGCUUCAGCAGCAGCACCUUCAGCAGCAGCAGCAGCAGCAGCAGCAGCAGCCGGCACUUUGUCUACAGGGGGGCAGAAAGCCACCAGAUGGCGAUGCACCUCCUAAUGUUACAGUCUCUACCUCAACCAUUCCACUCUCAAUGGCUACCGGGCUGCACCCGGGCCGCCAGGCCGACUUGAGCACCAUUGUGCAUCAGAUCAACCAGUUCUGCCAAGCUCGAGCCCAAGGUGCAGGAGCAACCUCCAUGUGUGAGGGCCAGAUCGCCAACCCCAGCCCUAUUAGUCGGAACCUGCUUAUCAGCGCCUGCUCCAGGGUCUCGAUGCACAGCCACCCUGGCACCCCUGGCUUCCCCCCACCCAACUGCAUUAUUUGCCCUCAAGAGAAAGCCACGGUCCCAAUAGGAGCUCAUCUUCCACCUGGCAUGACUGCUAUGAACCACUUGCCUUCCAGCCACUCUGAUCUCAAGCAGCAGCACCAACUGCAGCAUCAUCUGCAUCAACAACAGAAUCAGCAGCAACAACAGAUACAACAUAACACACAGCAGCAGAAGAUGCUCUCUUGGAAUCCGCACCAGAUGGCUCAUGUACCCCACAUUCAAAAUGGUGGGACCCACAUCUGCAAGCAGCCUUCCAGGGACCCCACCUUCCAUUUUAAGGGCAUGGGCUACCCCGCAGAGAUAUGUGGGGGUCAGCCUUACACACUGAAGCCUCCUGUAGAGAGGCCCACCCCCUCUCCCCCAGUCAAUAACAACUGCAUGCCUGGUCCCAUGGCUCACUACACUAAUGGUCAUUACUUCCAGUCUCACAUUUGGAACAGCAGCAUCCUUCCCACACCCAACAGUGACAGCUCCGGGUCUCAGGACAUAGCCAUGCCAUUCCAUGGUGCAGGCCCAGGGGGUUGCACCACACUAGACUGUGGGCCCCCUGGGGCUACCCAUUACAGGCUAGGAGCGAGCUCCUCCUCCAUCUCUUCCUCCGCCCAGACUACUCUGAUACAAACAGCAGAUUACUUGGGUGGGGACUUCCAGACGCCCUAUUUCUGUGAUCAGAAUCUAGGGUUGAUGGGCAAGAUGCACAGGCCUUCUCUGAGCCGGGUAGGUCCAGAGGUUGGGGAUGGCAGAACCGCUCUCAUCCAGCACCCAGGGUACAGAUAAGCUAUGGCCUUGUCUACACAACAGUUAUCAAACCCCUUUGUUUAGUCUUAAGAAAGGAAACACAAGAAGAAAAUUUAGUUGAUAACUUAAGCAAAUUACCGCUUAUGUUAAAGAGGUUAAAUUAAUAUAUUUAAUGAAGAACAGUAUUUUUUUGUUCUUUUGUUCUUUUUUUUUUUAAAUAAAUCUUGCAAGUGAUCAAUUGCUACAUUUAUUUUUGUUGAUGAGUGCAUUUAUCGAGCACUUUAGGGAACUUUUUCAUGUACGUGUGUGUACAUGUCUGUACUGUGUGUGUGUCAUUCCCUUCUUCCUCCUCUUCUAUCACACUUGCCUAUUUGUGUGCCUGGAUCUACAGAUCCUGUGUUAUUUCAACUUAAGAUCUACCGAUAAUAUUUUCUUAUGCAUGAAGAAAAGAAGAAGAAAAACAAAUAGAUGGCCCAUUAAAAAACUCUAAUGUUUUUACAGGGUCUUGUCAGGAUUAUUUUGUUUUAGACAAGUGACUAAUUCUAAUUUUGGUGUCAAUGCUCAAAUUUCGUAGUAGCUUGAUUGAACACAAUCAUUAGAGAGUAAUGAUCUUGUUUCAAUGCAAAGCGAUCAGACACUGGAGAUAGUAGUACAGCUUGCGUUAUGCACACGUACACAGUGGUUUUAUUCUUUUUAAAUAUAACUAUUUAUUUGUAUAAUGGGACUAUUCAACAUUGAUUCCUUUCUAUUGGUUAAGGCUACAUGUAAUCAAGUUGCAUGUACAUAGUUGUGAUCCAGCAGGGAGCAAAUAUGUUAAAUAGGUGAUGCUCUGUUCUGCUUACAAUGCUGCAAUGAAUUCAGGUGUUUUAAAAAAAAAAAAGAAGACUUGUUAAUGCCAGGAAGGUUUGGCAACAACAUUGUGAAGUACGCUCAUACCUUCAAACGGCCAAAGUCAGGUUCACAAAGACACACUGUUAUGAAGAUGCCAUUUUAUUUUGUUUCCUUUUCAGAUCAUUUUUUGUAACCAUGACAAAUGUAAUACUUGAAUGUUGAGAUUAUUGAAGGGGAUCGGUUAGUUUUGAGGACAGAACUCUGGACUAUAGGAAGUGAUGGUGUUAUCAAAUGUCCCAUAGAAUCGAACUACCAGUCGAGCCAGAGUUUUGAUCCAGACAGCAGGAACUUAAGUGGAUUAAGUUAUGUGCAGUUGCUACUGAUUUUGAUGUGAAGUCUGUCUGGAAAGACCAAAUUGAUCACUUGCAAGAUCACUUGGAGGUAAACAAAACUGACCUUUUGAGUUUAAAGUGAAACAGCAAAUGCAUUGUUUAUUUUAUUGUACACUGGCUUACCUACUAGACUACUGUAACUUAAAAAAUGUAAUGAUUGUGUGUGGAUGUUGCCUGCUGAUGUGGGUAGACUUCAGGGUGUGUAUGUGUGUAGGAGAGAGAUUGAGAGAGAGUGGUUGUGUGUGUGUAUAGAAACACAAUGAUGCCCAUGUUUUAUUCACCUAACUCCCUAACAGCCCUUAAAAAGCCUUAAGUGUUUGGUCCUUGGACUUUCCUUUGCAAAUGAGCAUGGUUUUGACGAAAACCCCAAACAAUAAGGUGAAGGAAGACAGUAAGGAUACACAGAAAUAGCAUUUCUUUUCUUCCUGAUCUUUUUAUUUUGAUGUUUUGUUGAAUAGACAGACAAUUCCUUAGAAAUUCUUUAUUACGGAAAGCGAUAAAAGGAGUAAUAUUUUGUAAUUAUAUAUUUUAGCAAUGUGUAGUUACAGGGCUGUAACUUUUUUUUUUUUUUCAAGUUUCAAAGCUUCAGUUUGCAGUUGUGACUAUUUAUAAUACUUGAUUUGCUUGUUAUUUAAAUUAAAUUUUUCUCCUUUGUUUCUUGUACUAUUGCUGUGAAAAGGAAGAAGGUCCACAAGCCUUUUUUUUUGUCAUUCUGUACUAGAGAUAAGAGGCGAGUGCGUGAGAGUUGUGCUACUCUUUUUGUAAUAUUGUAAUAAUAAAAUAAAGUUCUAAUUUAUGCUUUGA